Molecule: messenger RNA, 1062 nt
Organism: Micropterus salmoides (largemouth bass)
Lineage: Eukaryota; Metazoa; Chordata; Actinopteri; Centrarchiformes; Centrarchidae
Gene: rab27a
Product: RAB27A, member RAS oncogene family
Exons: 6
Coding region: 239-901 (220 amino acids)
Biological process (GO): positive regulation of exocytosis; melanosome transport
Cellular component (GO): melanosome; secretory granule
Molecular function (GO): GTPase activity; GTP binding
Source: RefSeq, a predicted model, not a curated record
GAGCGGCGUGAGGAGGAGCUGUUUCUCAACAGCACGACAACCCCGGAGAGGGAAGGUGGUGUUCAGUGUUAAUGAAGUUGGUCUUAUGUCAACUAAUGGAGCAGAUGCGACGGAGAAAGUAAAGUCUGCAGUUAUUCACCUUUCAGAAACGUCUUCAACGGUCACUUCUAACCACUAUUUUAACACCACGACACAGUGUGCAGCAACAACGCCCCGGGGCUGAAAUUAAGCACUCGCUAUGUCUGAUGGGGACUAUGAUUACCUCAUCAAGUUCCUAGCCCUUGGUGACUCUGGCGUGGGUAAAACGAGCUUCCUCUACCAGUACACGGAUGGCAAGUUUAACUCCAAGUUCAUCACUACAGUUGGAAUAGACUUCAGAGAAAAAAGAGUGGUAUACAAAUCAACGGGUCCAGAUGGAUCUACAGGUAGAGGACAGAAGAUCCACAUGCAGCUGUGGGACACUGCGGGACAGGAGAGGUUUCGGAGUUUGACGACGGCCUUCUUUAGAGAUGCAAUGGGUUUCCUCCUCUUGUUUGACCUCACAAAUGAACAGAGUUUCCUCAAUGUCAGAAACUGGAUGAGUCAGUUACAGAUUCACGCAUACUGCGAAAGUCCAGAUGUCGUUCUGUGUGGCAACAAAUCUGACCUGUCAGAUCAGAGAGCAGUCAGUGAAGAAGAGGCCCGUGAACUGGCAGAGAAGUACGGAAUCCCAUACUUUGAGACAAGUGCUUCAAACGGGCAGAACGUCAGCCUGGCCGUGGACGUCUUGCUGGAUCUCAUCAUGAAGAGGAUGGAGCGAUGUGUUGACAAGUCCUGGAUCCCUGAUGGGACCGUCCGAGCUAAUGGACCCACGAACCCAGACCUCUCACAGGCCUCUGAUAGGAGCAAAUGUGCAUGUUAGACUAAUGAUGAGCCAUUUUGGUGAUAUGUCUGUGUUGAUAAUAGUGGUGAAAAAAUAGGAAGAUAACCAAGUUUAACAUACAUACAUACAUACAUACAUACAUACAUACAUACAUACAUACAUACAUACAUACAUACACAUACACACAUACAUACAUAUGU